GAAGGAGAGAAAAGUAUCCCAGAGACAAACAGGAGGACAAACUGGAGGAGGUUAGAGGAAGGAGGCGGCAGGAUAGAAAACAAACUGCAAGCAUCAGUGAGGAGGUGAAGAGUUGAGGGUGAACGAGUCAAUAGGAGAGGUGAAAGACUUCAAACUAAACAUUCAUUCAGAGGGGCAGCAGGUAUCUGCUGCAGCGAGAGUCCGGAGAGAAAGAAAAGAAAAAGCUGGAAAGGAGGAAAGAGCCAAACAGUUAGAGAGCAAAGGAGGCUGCAGGAGUCCAAAGAGCCCCAACUUAGAGAGGAGUCAGAGCAGCUCGUCGUCCUCUGCUCGCUCAGGAGCACAACUUCCAAAGACUUUUAUUUUGAAAGUCCAGAGAGGUACAUAGAUAGAUAGAUAAUAGACAUCCAAUGGCGUGCUACUACAUUGUCAUCAGUUCCACCCACUUGCGUGAUGGACAGCUGAGGAACAUCAAGGGGGUGUUCAGAGGACCAAUAGGGACCAGCGAUCACAGGAACACGGAGGACGCCGACUCCAGGUUCUACUGCGAGCUGUGCGAUAAGCAGUACGUGAGACACCAACAGUAUGACAACCACAUCAACUCCUACGACCACCACCACAAACAGCGCCUGAAGGAGCUGAAGCAGAGGGAGUUCUACAGAGCGCUGGCCUACAGGAGGGAGAGGAGGCGCAGGGAGGAGAAGAGAGAAGAAAGACCACUAAGCAGGCUCCAUCAGCACGCAAAGAGGAGAGAGGGAGAAUGUGCUCCAGGUUCUGGUCCCAUGUUCAGGUCCACCACUGUGGCAGUUGACCCAGUAAACCAGACCAGACCAGAAUUGGUCCAGAAUUGGGUUGACAUCCAUACCAGUGGUACCACAAUAACAAAGCCUGAAGCCCAACUGAUCCAGCCACACCUUCCCCUGGAUGCUAGACUGGAAACCAGACUCCUAAACAGCAAGCAGUGGGGGUACAACCAACAAGACACCAGCUGUACUACAACUACAACUACUACUCCUGCAUCUGACACCUCCCUCUUCAGCAAGUCCAUCAACAACUUAGACCAAGACCACACCUCAAAGAUAUCAUGGUCUAAAGGUUAUUUAAGCAAGACCAGUAGUCCUAGUGCCAUCUCAACAUCUGCCAUUAAUGACACAAUAUUUGACCAAACUACAAUGACCGACAUCAGCAAGAACACCACGAGCAACAUCACAAUCAACCAUAUCAGAGCCUCUGCAUCAGGUGCCCACUUUGUCCCCGGCAGAAUCCGACCUGUGUCCUUUUCACUGCCCAAGAGGAGUUGUCUUCUUCUCCACCAAUCAGCUGCUGUCUUCAUCCAAGCUGGGAAGAGUUCUGGCUUGACGGGCAAAAAACAAGGUGUGACAGAAAGAGCCAAAGAAGUGGAGGACAAAGUUUCAGAACAACAGCUCAAAUCUCUAGGGUCUCCAGAGGUGGAACUCAAGAAUCAGUGGCAGGCUGAGACUGGAAACCACCAAAGAACUGCAGCAGAACUCCCUGCUCACCACAGUGAGGCUGGACCCAAUAUGGCUAUAGACAAGAGAACUGGAGCACCACCUCAGCCUGGGGCCCAGGAUCCUCCAUGUAACCAUGAUAUGAUCAGGGUUGAGGAUUCUGUUAUCAGGGUUAACACAGCCCAGGUCUCCUUACAUAAUGGACAUUGUACUGGAACCCAGGAUGGGAAUGAACGCAAGACUGAAACUCAACCUUACUUAAACAGGGAGUUUCCAGUUCAGCCAUCUUCAAGUAACAGUGUAGGUCCAGAACCUGAAGUUGAAUUCCACAAGGAUGUGGGAAACCAAAGAGAACUAGACCCCAAUACCGGCAACCACUUUACACAACCUGAAGAAAUAGUUUCCGCCAAUACAAGCCUGCCUCAAACUUCAAACAUCAGUGAGCCAAAAGAGCCUUUGAUUCAAACGCAGCACUCUCCUAUGUCAAAAACGGACACAGGUGCCAAUUCUUUGGUUCCUAGUCACCCCAAAGAACCGUUCUGUCAGGUUGUGAGUCGGGACGGCAGCAGGGUUCUUCUGUGGCCAUCAGAGAUGAUCAGCUACACCCAGACAUCACCCUCCAUCUCCUACAGCGUCAACCCUCUCCUGUACGACUUUAGAGCACAUAACAAGGCCAAGGAAGGGGACAACGGGAAGAAAGGCAGGUUAGAGGACGGGAGUGAAAGUAAAAACGCAGCUGUGAUCAAACAGGCCAAAUGCAAGCAAAGGCAGGAAGAGAUGGAGGGAGGACAGGAGGUGAUGAUAGAUGAAAGAGAAGAGGAUGAAGGAGAAGAAGCAGGAAUUUUUACGGAGGCUGUGCCGCGCUCCAGUAGCAGCAAUGUAGUUGUGGAAAGUGAUGAAAGUGCUCAAAAACUCAUUCCCAUUUCUGCAGCAUUCCACCUUGCGCAGAUGCUUGGUAGCGGCCUUCAAAAAAACGGAAAGAAGAAGCGGAAAAGGAGGCGGAAGAGGCGGCGAGGUAUGAGGAGAGGAAUGAGGAAGAGAGGGAGGAGGAAGAGAGGAGUGGCGGUGGAAAGAAAAGAUCCAGAGAAGGAGAAAAGGACAAGUUUUUGUGUGAAUCAAAAAUGUGAAGUGAGAGCAGGGGAGAGGUUACGAGGGAAGAUGAAAAGGGAAGGCAGUGAAAAAGACGAGAUGGGCGAGAACGGGCUAUUAAGUAAUCUUGUAGUGCAUCGGCUGGUGGGAGGGAAAGAAAAGCGGAUGAGAGGAGAAGAGAGGAGAAUAAGUGGAGAUCAGACGGAACAAGAUAGGGCAGAGAGAAAUGACAAGGGGAGAAGGGAGCUAUUAAGUAAUCUUCCUGUGAAUCGGUGUAACCAGCUGUGCCUGCAGGUGAACAGGGAGGCCAGUCGGCAUCAAUCCUCGCAAUCAGCCGCUGGGUGGGACCAGGGUCUGAAAAAGCCGCUCUGCAGGGGUUCAGCAUGCAACUCAGUGAUUAGCCCUGUCCCCAAGUCUGUUACAGAGACACCACGCUGUCCUGCAAUUACAUCCGACCCUGCUCACAACGACUCAGAGGCAGCGGAGGCGCACAAUCACACGCGAGCGGGAACAGACGAAGGGCACAGAGAUGAAGAGCGGCUGAAUCUCAACACGCCGGAGAUAACAGCUGUUGAAAAUGACAGACAAAAAGUGUGCAAGCUAGCAAUUAGAGGCAGCACCUUUCCCUGUAGAGACCCAGCUUGCGAGUGUGAAAUUCAUCUUGCUCUUACACCUCACCCAGAAACAGCAGAUGAUCCAGCAGGUAGCCAUGUCUCUGCUCCCUUCAGAGAAACAGUGUGGAGUCAGAGACAAAUACUACCUACAGGAUAUAGAAAACCUGCAUGUGGAGGCAUGAGCCCACCUGGCAAUGUGAUUUCAGAGAGCGGCGCAACAUCUGGGAAGAGAAAGAGGGGACCAACAGACACUGGAGCAGCACAGAGGAAGAAAUGUAAACGGAGAACGAGACAAAUGAAGACAGGAGUUCAUGAUUUGACAAUGACGAAGAUGCUGAAUCACUCAAGUCUUCGCACUCAGCUCAGCGGGAGCGCGGCCCUCGCAACGGCCUUUAGAGUCAACAGUAACGACACCGAGACAUGUUCGGAUGGGUGCUGCACUCGCAGCAGUCCUCAGGGAGAAGUAGACAAUAACUGCACAAACUGCGCCUUAGCUUACAGGACAAAACUGCCACAUAACGCAACUGACAAACAGGGAACGUUUACGCUCAAUGACAUCGGUGACACAUUCAGUAACUGUGGCGACAGCACACCUGAUGACUACAGUAAAGAAAUACAUAACGGGAAUGACGAUUUUUGCUAUAACGAAAGCACAUGUGAUGCUAGCGAGCAAGAUAACGUGCAUGACAAUCUUUGCAGCAACGAAGGUGACGAUGACGCUUGUGAUAAUUGUUCAGCUAACAGGAGUGUUCAGUUUUCGCAAAUAUGUCAUGCUACAGACAACCCGGUGGAGAAAAGAGUGAACUGCAGGUCUAAGCUGUGCACAGUCUGCUCUAAUGAUCAAAAUCGUGACCAAUGUCGAUGUCACAACGUGCUUGCUAGCAAAGGUUUGUCUGGUGGCUGUGGUGGCGAGCACUGUGCUUGCUGUAGCGGUAACAGUAGUGACACAUCUAAGCGCAGUUGCACAAACAUGAAAGUGCACAGUCACAAUGGCGAACACAAAGCUCAGUGUGACGUUCAAAAAGAGAUCCAGCCUUCUGAUUUAGCACCCGAUUUCAAUAUCUGCAGCAGCGAUAUCAAUCACUGCAGAAACGGUGUGUGCGACACUGACAGUGAUCGGUGUAAUUAUGUCGCUGACUGUAAUAACUGCGGUGACGACUCUGAUAAGAGCCCCAGAAGUGGAAAAGAAGCGUCUCCGCAUAUUGAUGCGGGAAACGAAACAGAGGAGACGGAACAAAGUGAGAGAGAGACGGCUGACCACAGACGGGGAGAGUGGGAGAAGGAGUGGGUGAGGAGAAAGGAGGAGAAGCAGAGGGAGCUAGAUUUGGAACAUCUCUACCCCGAAAAAAGACUUUGUUUCCUCCCUCCUCCCUGCAUCCCUGUCCAUGCUCCUCUCCUCCUCCCGCCACCCCUGUCCUCCUCCUCGUCCUUCUCCUUUCGUCACACCAUCGUCCAGCACCAUCUGUCCCUCCUCCCACCUCCUUCACACCUCUCCAUGCCCUCCUACCCACACCUUCUCCCCUCAUUUUCCACGCACCUUGCUCCCCUCUCUGCGAGUCUCACUCCCGCGCCUCCUCCGCCACCGCCACCUCCUCCAUUCUACUCCUCACUCGCCAUCCGCUUCCCAGAUGCCCCUGGUUCUUAUCCCUUAGCAACAGCGUUCCAUCACGUGCAGAGUCACCGUCCGUGUCUGUACCGCCAGCCGUAUCCGACGGUCCUGCCCUUACCGGUGUUGUUUUGA
This is a messenger RNA of Thalassophryne amazonica, 4910 nucleotides long. RefSeq lists its product as uncharacterized. The transcript is spliced from 6 exons. Gene Ontology annotation, cellular component: nucleus. Bases 408 to 4910 code for a protein of 1500 amino acids. NCBI's taxonomy places the organism in Eukaryota, Metazoa, Chordata, Actinopteri, Batrachoidiformes, Batrachoididae. The record is from RefSeq and is a predicted model, not a curated record.